GCUGGCUGCAAUUAACACCGCCUGUGGUCUGGGAGCACAGACACAAAAGCUGCCUCUCCGUUCAGCCAGCACACAGCUGCGGCUCUCUUCGCGUGGCCCCUGGGGCAGGAGAUGCUCUUGGAUCGGGCGCAGCAGCUCGCAGGAGGCGGCGGUAGGUGCCUCUGAGCCGCAGUGGCGUGCGCACAAGCAGAGAGGAGCCGGUGCCCUAGCCCCUGUCUACAGCCGGCUGGACGCGAGAGGGGCCGCGUUUUUAAUACGAUGUCUGCAGACACACGCAGCUCGGCCGCGUGGGUGGGUUAUUUGGUGCGUGGCGCGCAGCUCUGAUAGAAGCGGCUCGGCAGCGCUGCUGCACGCAGGAGGAAGAGGAAGAGGAGGGGAAGCUGCUUUGGUCCACGCUGCUGCUGAAGGUCGCGUCUAAGCAUCUCCCGCUCGCUCCCCUUGCCCGCCUCGCUGUGAGGAAAAGGCGCCGCUUUGACCCUUCCUCCCAGGCUGGACACAACCCACGGGGCUUCUCCGCAGCGCAGAGCCCGAGGUGGCCAGCGCCUUCCACGAAGGACACCGGCGGCGCGGCAGGCAGGGCGGGGCGGCGGGGACACCUUGAAGGCGAGGCCCAUCCUGGCUGGGGAGGUUUGUCGAGCUCACAUUGUGGCUACUGUCUACCUACAAAAUAUAUACUUAUUUGCAUAAACAUUUGGAUACUUAUACUUCGUAGAUCAGAAUGCCUUUCAAAAGCGGAUUAGAAUUAACUGAGUUGCAGAAUAUGACUGUCCCUGAGGAUGAUAACAUCAGCAAUGAUUCAAAUGAUUUUACAGAGGUAGAAAAUGGCCAGAUAAAUAGCAAGUUUAUUUCGGAUCGGGAGAGCCGAAGAAGUCUCACAAACAGUCACUUGGAAAAAAAGAAAUGUGAAGAAUAUACUCCAGGAACAACCUCAUUGCAAAUGUCUGUCUUUAAUCUCAGCAAUGCCAUUAUGGGUAGUGGAAUUUUAGGUCUUGCCUUUGCAUUAGCCAACACAGGAAUCAUCCUUUUUGUGUUUCUAUUGGCUUCAGUGACAUUACUGUCUAUUUAUUCAAUAAAUCUCCUGUUGAUAUGUUCAAAGGAAACAGGCUGCAUGGUGUAUGAAAAGCUUGGCGAGCAGGUCUUUGGCACUCCGGGAAAAAUGAUUGUUUUUGGAUCCACUUCUCUCCAGAAUACUGGAGCAAUGCUGAGCUAUCUCUUCAUAGUAAAAAAUGAUCUGCCUUCUGCCAUAAAGUUUCUUAUGGGAAAAGAAGAAGAAUUUUCGGCAUGGUAUGUGGAUGGGCGAAUUCUUGUUGUAGCUGUGACAUUUACUAUAAUCUUCCCCCUGUGUCUUCUUAAGAACUUAGGGUAUCUUGGAUAUACUAGUGGAUUUUCCCUUGGUUGCAUGGUUUUUUUCCUCAUAGUGGUUAUCUUCAAGAAAGUUCAACUUUCCUGCCAAGUCCUGGAGCCAAGUGCAACAUCACCUAUCAUAUCAAAUGUUAGCUCAGCACAUGAAGAUAUGUGUCAACCAAAGUAUGUUACCUUUAAUUCCAAGACUGUUUAUGCUUUGCCUACCCUUGCGUUUGCAUUUGUGUGCCACCCAUCGGUCCUUCCAAUUUACAGCGAACUUAAAGAUCGCACACAGAAGAGAAUGCAAAUGGUUUCCAAUAUCUCAUUUUUUGCCAUGUUCAUUAUGUAUUUAAUGACUGCCGUUUUUGGCUAUUUCACUUUCUAUGACAAUGUGCACUCAGAUCUGCUUCACAACUACCAGAGUAGAGAUGACAUCCUCAUCCUGACAGUGCGGGUGGCUGUCAUUUUUGCAGUCAUACUCACAGUGCCAGUGCUGUUUUUCACUGUGCGUUCUUCUUUAUUUGAGAUGGCUAAAAAAACAAAAUAUGACUUAUACCAUCAUUUUCUGGUUACUCUUGUCCUCCUGAUUUUCAUCAACAUGUUAGUAAUUUUUAUCCCCUCAAUGAAGGAUAUUUUUGGAGUUAUAGGAGUAACUUCUGCCAAUAUGCUGAUUUUCAUUCUUCCUUCAUCACUGUAUUUAAAAAUCACACAUCAGGAUACGGAAAAAUUUACUCAGAGGAUUUCGGCUUCUCUUUUCAUGGCAUUAGGAAUAUUGUUUUCCCUAGUGAGCAUUCCUUUGGUUAUCUAUGACUGGGUGCACUCAGGAGACAGUGCUGCAGGCAACUGAAGUCAACAUCAUGCUGAAAAGGAUACAUCCCUGUUUGGUACUCACCAGAAUCACCACCAUUCUGUUUUAUCUAUCCCAUCCAUUAUGAGUUUACUCAAAUCAAAUCCAAAUAUUGAAAUACUGAUAUAGAUGUAUUUGCUUGCAGAAAAUGCCCAUUUUCCCAACAGCAAUAUCAGUUUCUCCAAUUCCAGUGAGUUAUCAAAUCAAUGUUAAGUUUGUGUUGAUUGUCUGCAAAGGUUUACAUGGCUUUGCUACUUGGUUCCAAUCAUAAUUAAUUUUUACUCUUCUGGCCAUGAAUUAGAUUGUUCUAAUACUAGUCCUAAAACUUCCAAACCAUAAUAUUUAGUCCCUUGGAGCAAGACCUGUAUUUGUUUUUUGCUUUGCAAAUCCAGAUUCUAGAAUCGUUUUCACAAAUGAUGUUCAGCUCUCACCAUCUUUUUUUAACCAAAACUGUACUCUUAAAUUGCAUACAUUUAAUCUGGCUUUUCAUUACUAUUUUGUAAACCAUUACCCCUCAUUUAGUAAGUGUAGCAUUCUGGAGUGUUUAUAUGAAGGGCACCAUGAAAGCAUCAGCUGGUGUUAGAUAAAAGUAUGUCCUGUAUUGGUGCUGCUCUUUGUGGUGUAAAAAAAAAAAAGUAAUUGGAGCAGCCAGUCCAAAUGGUUGAACUGAUAGUACAUCAAAUCACCAUACAGAGACACAUACUCAACCAUGAGUGACCUUAGACCAAGAGGAAUAUCAAAUAUCACUAACCCUUUUGAAGCUGACUAGAAACAGACUUGGUACAGAGCACUGAACAUUUGAAACCAACCAGGAGAAGGCAGAGCUCAUUUUUGUGUGAAAGAAAAGAUUCAGAAAUAUGCAUUUUCUUCCAUGUAAACCAAUAUUUACUAAAUACAUCUACACUUUUCAAGAAAAAAAUGAAAAAUUCCAGUUAUAUCAAAAAACACCGCCUUUAGUCAUACUUACUGCCUUUUCCUUUAGGAUAGUUUUGCAUAUACCUAAGGCUGACCUUGUAAAGAAGUUUAAGUUAACCUUUUCGGGUUAGCCCUCCUCCGAUUGAAGUCAAUGUGAGUUUUUGACUCCAGUGGGAACAGGAUCAGGUCCUUAUGCAAAACUGGAUUCUUAAUUGGAAUCAAGCCAGAUUUUUUUAACAUCUCUAAAUAGAACACAUUUUUAUAUUUAAAAAGCCUAUUUCUGUUUCUUCAGGAUCAAACAAAAAUAGCUAUAAAUUAUUUGCAGAGCCACUCUAACUUUGCAUUUAUGUUGUGGCAUAUUGUCAGUUUGGAGAAUGGCUCAGGUUAGAGAUUCAGGUACUAAGCAGGUGAUCUUUAUCAUCACAUACCGAAUCAUUUUUAGUAAUAAUGUACUACCAGGGACACACAUUUGUUCAUGUUGUAUUGUUCUUGAUGUGUGAAUUAGAGUCUGAAUUCUGCUGUCAAAUGUGUGCUAGGGUGCUAGUGCAGGGAUCGGCAACCUUUGUCUCACAGCCUGCCAGGGUAAACCCCCAGUUGGGCUGGGCCAGUUUGUUUACCUUCUGCAUCCGCAGGUUCGGCCAAUUGCAGCUCCCACUAGCUGCAGUUAGUCACUCCAGGCCAAUGGGGGCUGCGGGAAGUGACGCGGGCUGAGGGAUGUGCUAGCUGCUGCUUCCUGCAGCCCUCAUUGACCUGGAGUGGUGAACCACAGCCAGUGGGAGCUGCGAUUGGCCAAACCUGUGGAUGCAGAAGGUAAACAAACCGGUCCGGACUGCCAGGAGGCUUACCCUGGCGGGCCGUGUGCCAAAGGUUGCUGAUCCCUGUCCUAGUGUAAACAGAGUCUGAAUGAGCUCUUCCUUGACAUCUAGUGGUGAGCUGUGGAAAAAGACUUCAGAAGCUGAUCUCGUUUGCCUGGACACACCCACCCUGCCUAGGUGUUCAGCAUGAUGGGAUUGCUUGCCCAAAUGAUCACUUAUGGUUGGAAUUGGAUCCCCAGUCUCCUUGUUAUUGGGGCAGGAAUAAUAAAGCGUUGUUAUCCUUGUUGUGUGAACCGAGGGCAGCAGAACUGUACCUGGCAUACCCCAGUGGAAGUAUUAGAUUAGUUUCCUGUGAGCGGCUGAAUUGCCUUCACUCCUAUUGCCUUGUCCUUACAUCACUUAAAAUCACUGGGAGUUGAGGUCACUUAGCAACUUGCAGGAGGUGCUCAACUGAACAACACUUGCUAGGCAGAGGACAUGGGUUCCAAAGUCUAAUGACUAGAGAGAGGGUAGGCCUUGUUUAAGGGUCUUAGACACUGUUUGACCCUUCCUCUCUCCAUGGUAUAAUAGAGUUAAUUUAGAUUCAAUUGAGAGUCUUGUUACAUGCUGCAGAGCUGAAAUCACUGAUACCCAGGUCUAAGUAUUAGACCUACUUUGGGAUAGUGUCUCUAAUGCAAGAGACUGGCCAGUGUGCACCAGCAGUGAGGCUCCUCCACUAACAGUUGAAAUCAGUGAGAGACAUCUUGGCGGGUGGCUGGCAGAGAGGCUGGUGGAGAGGGCCAGAGCAGAGAGGUGCGGCAAGUGGCCACUGGGGCUUGUAAGGUGCCUCCUUAUACCACACCCCCCACUUCCACACAGCGUGGGAGGUGAACUCUGCAGAUGAACCUCUGAACUCUGGGGCUGCACUGGCCAAGGACAGCAACUGUGAGUGGGGUACAGAGAAGGGAUAGGCACGUUGAAGGGACUUGGGUUGCUGGACUUAAGAACCUGAGACGAAAGGACACUGCCCAAAUUACUUGGGGUGGGUCUUUUGCUCAUGGUUUGGGUUUAUGAACCCUAGUUGCAGUGUUUUCCCAAAUUAAUUCUGAGUUACUUCCCUCCUUUUAUUAAAAGUUUUUGCUACACUCAGACUCUGUGCUUGUGAGAGAGGAAGUGUUGCCUCUUAGAGGCAUCCAGAGGGGUUGUGUGUAAUUGUCCCAGGUCACUGGGUGGGGGCUCGAGCCGGUUUUGUGUCGUACUGUUGAAAAGGAACCACUAGAUACUGAACCUGGCCCUUGUUGCUGCUGGCUCCACCUGGCAGAAGGGUUACACUAGCAAUAGAACUAAUGGCUAACAGGAGUACAGGUGCACAUUCAGGGUUGAAUGAUGCCCUUCAUAAGUUCAGGUGUACCUGCCAAUUUGUGAUGACUCUCAUUUUCAGUGGUUGAUUCAUUUUAUACUCACACUAUAACUAAGGAAAAAGAGACUAGGAUUAGCAAUCAUAUCUAUGGAUAUUAUUUGUCACUACAGUUUUUUCUUUUUACAGACCUGAUACUUCAAGAUAAUUGAGUUUCCUGUGAGCGGCUGAAUUGCCUUCACUCCUAUUGCCUUGUCCUUACAUCGCUUAAAAUCACUGGGAGUUGAGGUCACUUAGCAACUUGCAGGAGGUGCUCAGGACCUGUAAGCGUCUAGCCCUAUGGGCUGUCUAUGCUACACAGGUCAAAAUAAGGCAGCUUAUGUCAACCUAAUUAUGUCAGUGUACAUACUACAGCCUUGUCCCGCCGAUGUAAGUGCCCUACUAUGCCGACAUCAUAACUCCACCUCCCCGAGAGGGAUAAGGUUUAUGUCAGUGUAGUUAGUGCAGUGCAGUGUCUGUGUAGACACUGCAUCUCUUACAUCAGCUUUCAUGUCAAUUUCACAACAGGAGCCCUGCUGUCCUGGAGAGAUGGGCAGCUGGAUCCUUCUCCCAGCUGGAGUCAGGGUGAGAAGCUUAAGCGGCCCCGUGCCAGCUUUUGGUGAGGGGAGUGGCAAGAAGCUGAGGCAGCUGCACGCUGCUCCCCAAUGGUGAGAAGCCCCAGACGGUUUCCCCCGGCUCCCUGUGGGAAAUAUGGAGGUGAAAAGCCUCAAACAGCUUUGUUCCACUCCCAGCGAGGACUGGGAAGCAAAGAGGGGGACAGCCCGCUAGGAGCUUGUGGGGCAGCUAGGCUCCAGGCAGGGAGCUGCCAGCAGAGCUCAAGAGACCAGGCUGUCAGCUCCCCACACUGCCCCCUAUUAGGUCAGCAGAAAUGCUCCUGGUGUGGACAUGCA
This is a messenger RNA of Gopherus flavomarginatus (Mexican gopher tortoise), 6207 nucleotides long. RefSeq names its product solute carrier family 38 member 1 (gene SLC38A1). The coding region runs from base 719 to 2191 and encodes 490 amino acids. Gene Ontology annotation, molecular function: L-glutamine transmembrane transporter activity. NCBI's taxonomy places the organism in Eukaryota, Metazoa, Chordata, Testudines, Testudinidae. Gene Ontology annotation, biological process: amino acid transmembrane transport; L-glutamine transport. The transcript is spliced from 16 exons. The record is from RefSeq and is a predicted model, not a curated record.